Benincasa hispida (wax gourd) is the source of this 654-nucleotide messenger RNA. Its product is annotated as RING-H2 finger protein ATL48-like. The record is from RefSeq and is a predicted model, not a curated record. NCBI's taxonomy places the organism in Eukaryota, Viridiplantae, Streptophyta, Magnoliopsida, Cucurbitales, Cucurbitaceae.
UCGUGCCUCAUUUACAUCCACACCCGGUUGGAAGUCGAAUUUGAAGGCAAAGCUCCUUCCUCCAAACCAAUUUAUUGUUUGUCGGUUGCUUAAUCAUCUGCGUUUUACUCUUCUUUUGAUUUAGAUUCAUCUCUUCCUUCAUCAAUCAACCAACAAUGAGCUCGGAGGAACCCAAUUUGGACGAGUUCUUCGUUGAGAAGAAGCGUGCUAGGAACCCUCUCGUCCCCGUCGGUGCACUUGUCACUGCUGGGGUUCUCACUGCUGGAUUAAUAAGCUUUAGACAAGGUAACUCUCAAUUGGGGCAGAUGCUAAUGAGAGCUCGUGUGGUUGUCCAAGGUGCUACAGUAGCACUGAUGGUUGGCACAGCUUUCUACUAUGGAGAGAAUCCUUGGCGGUCGAGUUAAAACGUCCAUGUACUGCUCUUUACGAUUUUCUUUUCACCAUUUUGUUUUACAAUGAGACAUUUCAGUAAACAAUGAAAGAUUGUUGUCUUGCUAUCUUUCUUUAGGUAUAACGACAUGUUAUUCAGUGAUUCGGUAACAAUAUUUAUAUAUACUCAAAAUAAUUCUUCAGGGAAAGCAAGUGUCAUAUGUAUUCAUUCUUAGGCACAGUUGUGUUGCCUUCAAAGAUAUUAAUCUUGGUGUUAUGUUGGAA